AUGAGGAAGGAAAGUGACACAUUGUUAGAUGAGUUUGUUGGCGGAAGGAAAGGAAAGAUAUCAUCACUGGGAACUUCAAAGGGGAUUCUAGAGAUCGUCAAGUUUGGGGUUUACGUUACUGUACCCAUCGUUCUUAUGUACGUUUAUGCUAGCAAUACCGACAACACCCUCCACAAGUUCAUCAGAAAAAAAUCAUACGUUGAAUAUCCCAAGGAUACACAAAAGCCACCACCACCAGAGGAGCUUAGAGAGAUGGCGAGGAAGAUAGCUCACAAAAGGAACAACUCCUGAUGCUUCUUGUGGGUUGGUUGUGCUUUAGUGGUUAUGUACUAGUAUCUGU
Messenger RNA from Lathyrus oleraceus (garden pea), 340 nucleotides. RefSeq lists its product as uncharacterized. The coding region runs from base 1 to 291 and encodes 96 amino acids. Gene Ontology annotation, biological process: mitochondrial respiratory chain complex IV assembly. Gene Ontology annotation, cellular component: mitochondrion. The transcript has 3 exons. The record is from RefSeq and is a predicted model, not a curated record. NCBI's taxonomy places the organism in Eukaryota, Viridiplantae, Streptophyta, Magnoliopsida, Fabales, Fabaceae.